Molecule: messenger RNA, 621 nt
Organism: Manis javanica (Malayan pangolin)
Lineage: Eukaryota; Metazoa; Chordata; Mammalia; Pholidota; Manidae
Source: RefSeq, a predicted model, not a curated record
AAUGAGGCAAGUUAUCCUUUGGAAAUGUGCUCACACUUUGUUGCUGAUGAAAUUAAAAGGCUAGGAGAGAGAUUUUUAAGAGCUUGAUUUGUACAAUUCUGGCUCUUUGUGGAAGAGUUCAUGUCUCUGCCUGAGUUACAACAGAAUCCUUCAGUACAGCGAGUAAUAGACAUAUUAGACACAGAUGGGAAUGGAGAAGUAAACUUUAAAGAAUUCAUUGAGGAAGUCUCUCAGUUCAGUGUCAAAGGAAAUAAGGAGAAGUUGAGGUUUGCUCUCCCUAUCUAUGACAUGGAUAAAGAUUGCUAUAUUUCCAAUGGAGAACUCUUCCAGGUGCUGAAGAUGAUGGUGGGGAACAAUCUGAAAGAUACACAGUUACAGCAAAUUUUAGACAAAACUAUAAUAAAUAGAGAUAAAGAUGGAGAUGUAAGGAUAUUCUUUGAAGAAUUCUGUGCUGCUAUACAUGGCCAAGAUAUCCACAAAAAGAAAGAUGGUGGUAGAUGUGUGACUCUUUUUCAAAGAGUACCACCCAACACUUUUGCUUUCUUCUCCGUCUCUGAAGAUCUGCUCAAGACAUCCAGCAAUGCUUUCUGUGUAUUUAAAUGGAAGUAUUUUUCUCUGUGA